AGCUUAAACGUAUCACUUCUCUGCAUAAAGCACCCAGUAUUUCUGGGAGUCGAGAGAGAUUCUAGCGAUGAAAACCAAACAGCAACUGCGAUUCCUCGCUACAAUUCUGUUCACGACGAUUCUAUUUGUGCUGGCGAAGACUGAUACUGAUCCGCUUGAAGUUUUGGCUCUUCAAGAUCUCUACAAGUCUCUGAGAAAUCCAGAGCAGCUGAGAGGAUGGAGAUUGGAGGGUGGAGAUCCAUGUGGAGAAGCCUGGAUCGGAGUUUCUUGUUCUGGUUCUUCUAUAGUAGACCUACAACUGCGAGAGUUAAAGCUUUUGGGAACCCUUGGAAACCAGCUUCAACAUCUCCACAAUUUGAAGAUUCUGGAUGUUAGCUUCAAUAACCUUGAAGGCGAAAUUCCGUUUGGCUUGCCUCCAAACGCUACUCAUAUAAACAUGGCUUACAAUAAUCUGACCCAAAGUAUCCCUUUUUCCUUACCUCUUUUGACAUCUCUCCAGUCUCUAAAUUUGAGCCAUAAUUCAUUAUCUGGACCUCUUGGAAAUGUGUUUUCUGGGUUACAGAUUAAAGAAAUGGAUCUGUCAUUCAAUAACCUGACGGGAGAUCUACCGAGCUCUUUUGGAACUCUAAUGAAUCUGACUUCACUGUACCUCCAGAACAACAGAUUAACAGGAUCAGUCAUCUAUCUCGCGGAUCUUCCUUUAGCUGACCUGAACAUCGAAGAUAACCAGUUCAGUGGUAUUAUCCCAAGUCAUUUUCAGUCCAUUCCUCAUCUGUGGAUUUGGGGAAACAAGUUCCAUGUAGAGCCCAACUAUAAACCUUGGAAGUUCCCUUUGGACGUCAGACCGUUGAUACAAAAUGCUACUGGCUAUCCAACAACAGAGUCAAGUGCCAUUAUGAACUUUCCCAGCCCUCAGAAGGUCAAAAGGAAGAAGAAAGGCAUAGGAGCAGGAAGUACCUUUUUACUGGUUGGUGGGUUAGCUUUGCUGGGAACUUUCUUUGCACUUUUCGCAGUCCGCAUGAAUCAUCGACGUGCACAAAACCUUGCUGCUAGUCACAUAAGCAACAAUAGCACAGUAUACUCUCUUCCAGUCAGUACAAGCCGAGAAUAUCCUGUUGCAACUGAAGAUAACCCACAGAUGCAAAGGGUCCAGCCCCCACCAGUUCCCCAGCUCAGACAUUUACCUUCUCCACCUGUCAGAAUCGAUAAAUCUGCAAGAAGAAAGAGCUUCUCUGCCACAUGUCAAUAUCCAUCGUUCGCUAAGCUUUUCUCAGCUGCAGAGCUUCAACUGGCAACUAACUGUUUCAGCGAGGAAAAUCUACUCGGAGAGGGUCCUCUUGGUUCUGUUUACAGAGCAAAGUUGCCUGAUGGUCAAUUUGCCGUCGUCAGAAACAUCCCAAUGUCUUCGCUGUCUUUACAUGAAGAGGAACAAUUUACUGAAGUACUUCAGACAGCCUCCAAACUAAGACACCCAAACAUUGUUACACUUCUCGGUUUCUGCAUUGAGAAUGGAGAGCAUCUUCUUGUCUAUGAGUAUGUUGGGCAUUUGUCGUUGUACAAUGCUAUGCAUGAUGAGGUAUACAAGCCACUUUCUUGGGGCUUGCGUCUCCGCAUUGCUAUUGGAGUUGCCCGAGCUCUGGACUAUUUGCACUCGUCGUUUUGCCCUCCUAUAGCCCAUAGCGAUCUGAAAGCAACAAACAUCUUACUUGACGAAGAACUUACACCUCGUAUUGCUGACUGUGGGCUUGCUAGUUUAAGGCCACUUACAAGCAACAGUGUUAAACUUCGGGCUUCAGAAAUAGCGAUACAAAACACUGGCUACAUAGCACCAGAACAUGGACAACCAGGAAGCAGUGGCACAAAGAGUGACACUUAUGCACUGGGAGUGCUACUCUUGGAACUAUUAACAGGAAGGAAAGCAUUUGACAGCUCACGUCCCCGAGGAGAACAGCUACUGGUGAAAUGGGCAUCAACCAGACUGCAUGACAGGCGAAGCUUAGAACAGAUGAUUGAUGGAGGCAUAGCCGGCACAUUCUCCUCAAGAGUCGCCUCACAAUACGCAGACAUAAUCUCCCUAUGCACUCAGGUAGAGAAGGAGUUCAGACCAGCGGUUUCAGAAAUAGUGGAAGCCCUCACUGCACUGAUACAGAAACAGAACAAGGAAGCAAGCAGUAGUGUAGCAGACAAGACCGACCCUUUUAGUAAAUCUUUCUGCUCAUCACGCACUCGCUUCAUCUCCUCUCCUACCUUCAGCUACCUCUCCUCUUGACCAUUUUCUGUAUCUCUUCUUCAUACACAUAUACUUUACUGUCAAAAGAAUAGUUCU
Messenger RNA from Arabidopsis arenosa, 2326 nucleotides. The record is from the annotation of a GenBank genome assembly. Lineage: Eukaryota; Viridiplantae; Streptophyta; Magnoliopsida; Brassicales; Brassicaceae.